This is a messenger RNA of Mycosarcoma maydis (corn smut), 1224 nucleotides long. RefSeq lists its product as uncharacterized. NCBI's taxonomy places the organism in Eukaryota, Fungi, Basidiomycota, Ustilaginomycetes, Ustilaginales. The transcript has 6 exons. Bases 1 to 1224 code for a protein of 407 amino acids. The record is from RefSeq and is a predicted model, not a curated record. Gene Ontology annotation, molecular function: zinc ion binding; S-(hydroxymethyl)glutathione dehydrogenase [NAD(P)+] activity. Gene Ontology annotation, biological process: formaldehyde catabolic process. Gene Ontology annotation, cellular component: cytosol.
AUGGCACAGCAACUCGAUGCAAAAGCUCUCAUUGUCGAUGAGGCAUGCGGUCCAUUCAAACUUGUAGACCUAAAGCUUGAUCUGGGCAACCUCAAGCCGGACGAAGUCAUCGUUCGAUAUCAUCACACCGGUGUCUGCCAUACAGAUAUCCACUCUCGAUCCCACGCGACGCCUCAACUUUUGCCUGCCAUCUAUGGACAUGAGGGCGCCGGCGUUGUGGAGCAUCUUUCACCCUCUUACUCGGGCGCGCUCAAAGUGGGUGAUUCGGUCUUGGCAAGCUUCUGCAGCUGUGGAGGCUGCAACAACUGUCAAUCCAGUCGUCCAGCCUACUGCGAUAUAUUCGUUCCGAUGAACUUGGCAGGCUUCACUAAGGACAUGCAACAGGCCAGAGUGGCUUACACUGCACAAGAUGGCUCAAAGGGCGAGGCACUCAUCAAGUACUUUGGUCAAAGCUCCUUUUCGAGUCGAAUGAUUCUGACUAAGGUGAGCUCGAAUGUCCCAACCAAGCUCGUCUGCGCGCUGGCAUGCGGCUUUCAGACCGGUUUCGCAACCGUGUUCGAGAAAGCUCCAUCUGACCAGCCUCGUUCGUUUGAGCUGUUCGAGUCCGUUGGCGUGCCUGUUCCUGCCUCGGCCAGGUCCUCGAGCCGAUACGAACGCAGCAAGCAGACGCUCCUUGUAACUGGCAUGGGCGGUGUUGGUCUGGGUGCCAUCUUUGGCGGCAAGACGCUAGGCUUUGGCUCCAUCAUUGCGUGCGACCUGAACGAUAGUCGGCUCGAGCUUGCAAAGGAGAUUGGCGCCACGCAUGCGAUCAAUGUCAAGGGUCUGGACACUGCUGCUUUUGCAGCCAAGGUCAAGGAGUGCAGUGCUGAUUCGCGCGGUGCUUCGCUUGCCAUUGAGGCGUCUGGCUCGCCGAUCGCGAUGCGCAAUGUCAUCAUGGCACUUGCUGUGGGUGGCCGGUCAGUAGUAGUGGGCGCACCUCCGCCCGAAGCGCCGCUGCCCGUUCCCCACGCGCACAUUCUGGCUCAAGCGAGCUCGGUGGAAGGUCUGCUGAUGGGCAACUCGAUGCCUCAGGUGACGCUUCCUUUCUUGGUGAGCAAACUCGAGGCCGGUGAACUCGCCUUCUUGCAAAAGAUGGUCGCUGUCUACAAGCCCGAUGAGAUGAACCAGGCUGUGGCGGAUCAGGAGAGCGGCAAAGUCAUCAAGCCUGUCAUCGAGUGGAUCUAG